Symphalangus syndactylus (siamang) is the source of this 1983-nucleotide messenger RNA. RefSeq names its product transcription factor A, mitochondrial (gene TFAM). The record is from RefSeq and is a predicted model, not a curated record. Gene Ontology annotation, biological process: regulation of transcription by RNA polymerase II. Lineage: Eukaryota; Metazoa; Chordata; Mammalia; Primates; Hylobatidae.
GCCCCGCCCCCAUCUACCGACCGGAUGUUAGCAGAUUUCCCAUAGUGCCUGGUUAGUGGCGGGCAUGAUAACACACGCCGGAGGGUCGCACGCGGGUUCCAGUUGUGAUUGCUGGAGUUGUUGUGUAUUGCCAGGAGGCUCUCCGAGAUUGGGGCCGCGUCACUGCCUCAUCCGCUGGAGCGAUGGCGUUUCUCCGAAGCAUGUGGGGCGUGCUGAGUGCCCUGGGAAGGUCUGGAGCAGAGCUGUGCGCCGGCUGUGGAAGUCGACUGCGCUCCCCCUUCAGUUUUGUGUAUUUACCGAGGUGGUUUUCAUCUGUCUUGGCAAGUUGUCCAAAGAAACCUAUAAGUUCUUACCUUCGAUUUUCUAAAGAACAACUACCCAUAUUUAAAGCUCAGAACCCAGAUACAAAAACUACAGAACUAAUUAGAAGAAUUGCCCAGCGUUGGAGGGAACUUCCUGAUUCAAAGAAAAAAAUAUAUCAAGAUGCUUAUAAGGCGGAGUGGCAGGUAUACAAAGAAGAGAUAAGCAGAUUUAAAGAACAGCUAACUCCAAGUCAGAUUACGUCUUUGGAAAAAGAAAUCAUGGACAAACAUUUAAAAAAGAAAGCUAUGACAAAAAAAAAAGAGUUAACACUGCUUGGAAAACCAAAAAGACCUCGUUCAGCUUAUAACGUUUAUGUAGCUGAAAGAUUCCAAGAAGCUAAGGGUGAUUCACCGCAGGAAAAGCUGAAGACUGUAAAGGAAAACUGGAAAAAUCUGUCUGACUCUGAAAAGGAAUUAUAUAUUCGGCAUGCUAAAGAGGACGAAACUCGUUAUCAUAAUGAAAUGAAGUGUUGGGAAGAACAAAUGAUUGAAGUUGGACGAAAGGAUCUUCUACGUCGCACAAUAAAGCAGCGACGAAAAUAUGGUGCUGAGGAGUGUUAAAAGUAGAAGAUUGAGAUGUGUUCACAAUGGAUAGGCACAGGAAACCAGUUAGGUCUCAAUACCUGAAGCUAUUGUAAAAUUAAGAAAGGAUAAAGUUGGUAAACCUUUUAUAUUCAGUAUCUUUUUAUUCAGCUCAUGGACUUCUGCCAGUGUAAUACUUGCUUUGGAAAACCCAGAUAAAGGUUCAUGCAAAAUUUAUUUUGUGUUUAGGAACUACUGAGGAUCAGAGUAAUCCAUGCAAAUGUGAAUCAUUUUACCUUUGACAAAGGUAAAUCAGACUAUGAAGUUUUUUUUUAUACAGGAUGAUGACUAUGGAAAGAGUAUUCUUGUUUCCUUAUAUUAUGGAGGCAGGAAUUUUGUUUUCAAAAUUGUUACAAAUUGUAGAAGCCACAGUAUUCUGUGAUGUAAAUGUGCAUUUUUCAAAAAGCAGGCAGAACUCAUCUAGGUAAAUUACAGUUACCUAGGUAUAAUUCACAUUAUAUUCAGAGUUGAUGGUUGUACACGUAAGUGAUUGCUGGUUUCAGUUGCAACUUUGUAUAAAAGGGACUGAGAAAUUUAUAAACUUUUUUCUUACUGUCUUUUUUCUAAAGUAAAAACUAAGAAAUUAUGUGCCAGAUUUAUGCAUAUUAUUUUAUGUUGCAUAGAAUAAAAUUUUUAAUCUUUAAUUUUACAUUUCCUAAAUAUAUUUUAAGAUGAAACAUUUGUUUUAUAGCUUUUCCCUUUUAAGUAAGGAAUUUUAUUUUUUUCUGAAUUAUUUUCUCUCAUGUGAGUAUAUUGAUCCAGAAAGAAAACUUCUAUUAUAUAUGUUUUAAAAUGAGAAAUCUAAAAAUCGAGAAGUCUCCAAAGUCUCUGGAAUUUGAAACACUUUGCAUAACGUAUAAAAGCCUGUUUAAGAGACAGCCAACUAUGGCCUGUGGUUCAAAUCCAGCCUGCUGCCUGCUUUUUAUGGCCUGUGAGCUAGGAAUUGUGUUUAUAAUUUUAAAUGUUUUUUUAAAAGACUUGUAUGAUACGUGAAAAUUAACAUGAAUAUUUAGUGUUCAUAAAGUUUGUUGGAACACAA